AUGAAAGUGUUAAGUUGGAAUCCCCGUGGGCUUGGGAACCCACGGGGCAUUCAUACUCUUCAUGCUCUGUUGGCGAAGGAAGCUCCCGACGUGGUCUUCUUACAGGAAACUCGGCUAAAUGCUCGGCGGUGGACUACCUAUAAGUAUACCCUUGGCUUUUCAAAUUGCUUUAUUGUUGAUGUUGUUGGCCGUAGUGGUGGUUUGGCUAUGUUAUGGAAAUAUGAGCUUGCUUUAAGAAUUUUGAAUUAUUCUAUGAAUCAUGUUCAUGCUGAGAUUGAACUACCUAGUGUGGAAGGGGGGAAGUGUGUAAUCACAGGGGUGUACGGUCACCCCCAAGUAGACUGUAGAGAGGAAGUAUGGGCUUUGCUUAAACACUUGAGUCUUACUGUAUGUUGUCCUCGGUUAGUAUUUGGCGAUUUUAAUGAAAUUCUUUUCCAAUCUGAAAAAUCUGGGGAUAAUAUGCAAAGUGAAGGGCAGUUACGUGGAUUUCGUGCUGUAUUGGAACAAGGAGGGUUGUGUGAUCUUGGUUUUGCGGGAGCCCCAUUUACUUGGUGUAAUAACCGAGAAGGGGAUGGGCUUAUUUCUGAAAGGUUGGAUCGAUUUUUGGAUAACAUGGCUUGGACUGAUGCUUUUCCUAAUUUACGGGUUCAAUAUGGAGUAGCCGCCUAUUCUGAUCAUAUUCCUCUAUGGCUUGAUACCCAUGGGGGUUGCAUUCAAAAUAAAGGCCUUAAACCGUUUCGAUUUGAGGCGAUGUGGGUGGGGGAUCGAGAGUGCACGGCUCUGGUGGAGAAAGCGUGGUGUGCAGGGGAAGGGAUUCAAUCUUUGAGUCAAGUAAUGUCCUAUAUAUCUCACUGUUCUUCCGCUUUAUCACGUUGGAACAGGACCUCCUUUGGUCAUGUUCAGAAGAAGUUGGCUGCUGCGCAACAGAAGUUGGGAGAGAUUUCAUCAUCUGAUCCUUCUUUUCAACAAGGGUUGUCUCAUAAAUUGGCUAGGGAAGAGGUCCAGAACUGGCUUGAACGGGAUGAGAUUAUGUGGAAACAGCAAUCACGUGUGGCAUGGCUUCGCAAAGGAGAUAGUAAUUCUCAGUUUUUUCACAGUAGGGCAAGUCUUAGAAGACGAAAAAAUAGAAUUUAUCAUUUGAAGGAUGCUGGUGGAAUCUGGAGAGAGGAGGUUCAGAUGGAAACUCUGAUUGUUGAUUAUUUCCAGAAUUUAUUCUCAAACACCGAUUCAGGUGAUAUGGCUGAGGUUUUAUCUGGGGUUGAGGGUAAGGUUACUGACCAGAUGAAUGUGCUGUUGACUAGGCCAUAUGUGGCUGAAGAAGUGGAAGCUGCAGUUAAGCAGAUGCAUCCAUCUAAGGCCCCGGGUCCUGAUGGUAUGUCUCUCGUGUUUUUUCAUAAAUAUUGGAAUGUUAUUGGUAAACCGGUGAUUCUUUCUGUUUUAAAGGCACUGAAUUCUGGUUCGUUUCCACAAGACUUGAAUCAUACUUUCAUCACUUUAAUCCCUAAGAAAACUGACCCUUUUACUGUGGUUGACUUUCGUCCCAUUAGUCUUUGCAAUGUUCUCUAUAAGAUUCUUUCAAAAUGUAUUGCCAAUCGUCUGAAAAAAAUUCAGCCUUUGCUAAUUUCUGAAUCUCAAUGUGCUUUUGUUUUGGGUAGGUAG
Molecule: messenger RNA, 1659 nt
Organism: Carya illinoinensis
Lineage: Eukaryota; Viridiplantae; Streptophyta; Magnoliopsida; Fagales; Juglandaceae
Exons: 1
Coding region: 1-1659 (552 amino acids)
Molecular function (GO): catalytic activity
Source: RefSeq, a predicted model, not a curated record